This is a messenger RNA of Trichechus manatus latirostris (Florida manatee), 837 nucleotides long. RefSeq names its product chromosome unknown C11orf65 homolog (gene CUNH11orf65). The coding region runs from base 1 to 837 and encodes 278 amino acids. The transcript is spliced from 9 exons. Lineage: Eukaryota; Metazoa; Chordata; Mammalia; Sirenia; Trichechidae. The record is from RefSeq and is a predicted model, not a curated record.
AUGGAGAACAAGGAUAUUGCUGUAUACCAACACUUUAAAAGUAUGAUUAAUAUAAGAAGACAAGGGGAACCACGUCAAAUAGUGAGAUAUAUUAAUCCUAAAGAGGCGGAUCUUUUAGAUGCUGCUGCUGGCAUUAUUGUACGAUUCAGAUUAGGUGGAGUUAAAUUUCCACCCAGUAUAUACUAUAAAAUUUUCACUCACAGACAUAUUGAAGAUCUGUGUGCUAACAGCCCUAGAGAUUACACAAAACUUCCACCAAAACAUACGUCUCAUAUUAAAGGUGAUGAUCUCCAGGAAGAUGACCAUAGUGGCUGGUAUCGUCGUAUAGAGAACAAUGGCUGGAGACCUGUUUCUGAUAGAUUUUGGAUGCCUACUGAAAAUGUAAUGCUGGGAGGCAAUAAGGAAAGCAAAUUCCAUUUCUCUAAACUAAAGAGAAAGAAAGAUUUGGAAAAGAACAGAAAAAUUAGAAAAAUAGAAUGGAUGAGGCAAAUGUACUAUACAGGACAUCUGGAAGCUAAGUCAACAAAUUAUGAAACUAUAGGUUUAAUUCACACAGCAACAAAAGGGCUAAUAAGAGCUAUUGAAGAUGGUGGAAUAGAUUCUGUGAUGGAAUGGGAAGUGGACGAAGUGCUGAACUGGACAAAUACACUGAACUUUGAGGAGUAUAUUGCCAACUGGAAGGAAAUUGCAACAAGCAACUCUUCAGCUAACUUCAAAGGCUUCAAGUUUACGCAAGCACAGAAAAUGUAUGACUAUGAAGAUGUGUCAGAGGAGACGGAAAUACCAGAUGACCAUGCAUAUAAAAAUGUGAGAUUGACCAUGACACAAAGUAGAUAG